This is a messenger RNA of Theobroma cacao (cacao), 1471 nucleotides long. RefSeq lists its product as uncharacterized. Gene Ontology annotation, molecular function: nucleic acid binding; zinc ion binding. The record is from RefSeq and is a predicted model, not a curated record. Lineage: Eukaryota; Viridiplantae; Streptophyta; Magnoliopsida; Malvales; Malvaceae.
GUACCUAGAGGCAUAUCAACUUGACUCACCACAUCAAACCAAUGCUUGCACUUCACAUCCAAUUACCAAACAUCUUUCCUGUCACCAAUUGUCACUAGCACACAGAUCUUUUACUAUCUCCUUAUCAACUAUAUUUGAACCAAACUCUUACCAGAAAGCAGUAGCUCAUUCUCACUGAAAAGAAGCCAUGGACAUUGAAUUGAAAGCAUUGGAAGAUAAUGGAACAUGGAGCAUUGUACAACUACCUUCAAACUGUCAUGCAGUAGGGUGCAAAUGGGUGUACAAGGUGAAACUAAAUGCUGAUGGCAAAGUGGAAAGAUAUAAGGCACGAUUGGUUGCUAAAGGGUAUAACCAGAUUGAAGGGUUUGACUACCAGAAAACAUUUAGUCCUGUAGUCAGACAAACAACAGUGAGAAUGUUUUUUGCCUUAGCAGCAACACAGAAUUGGCGUUUGUCACAACUGGACAUUAAUAAUGCCUUCUUGAAUGGUGAAUUGACAGAAGAGGUUUACAUGGAAUUGCCACAGGGGUACACAAUCAAGGGGGAGUAUCCUACUAGUUCAAGGUUAGUCUGCAAGCUACACAAGUCACUUUAUGGACUCAAGCAAGCUUCAAGAGCUUGGAAUUCAAAACUCACUACAUCAGUUUUGAAGUAUGGCUUUAAACAGUCGAAUUCAGACUAUUCACUCUUCAUCAUGAAGACACACCGUGGAGAUUUCAUUGCUCUUUUAGUAUAUGUCGAUGAUAUAUUAAUUGCUAGUACUUCCAUUCAAGCAGAAAAUGAUGUCAAAGGUUACCUGAGUUCAGAGUUCAAGCUUAAAGACCUUAGGAAAGUCAAAUACUUCUUAAGAUUGGAAAUAGCUAGAUCACCAGAAGGCAUAUCAAUAUGCCAGAGGAAGUAUGCUCUAGAUCUCUUGGAAGAACACAGGUUGCUUGGAACAAAGCCUGCAAGUACACCAAUUGACUACAACCACAAAUUAGUCAAGAGCAGUGAUGAAGAUAAGCUUAUAAAUGCUACCAGCUAUAGACAGCUAAUUGGAAAGUUACUAUACCUGACUUUUAGCAUACCUGAUAUUACUUAUGCUGUACAGGUACUUUCACAAUUUAUGGACCAACCAGGACUUAAACAUCUUGCAGCAGCUCACAGAGUCCUAAGGUACAUCAAAAAGGCACCAGGUCAGGGAAUUCUAAUGAAAUCAAGGAAUAAUUUGAAGAUAUCUGGAUACUCAGAUAGUGAUUGGAUAGGUUGUCCAAAUACCAGAAGGUCAGUCACAGGGUACUGCAUCUUUGUUGGUGAUUCAUUGAUAAGCUGGAAAUCGAAAAAGCAAUCUAUUGUGGCCAGAAGUUCAGCUAAGGCCGAGUAUCGAUCUAUGGUUGCAGCCUAUUGUGAAAUCAUGUGGCUAAAAUCCUUGAUGACAGACUUUCACAUAGAUCAUCCUGAAGCAGUGAAUUUGUACACGGAUAGCCAAUAA